Messenger RNA from Macadamia integrifolia, 832 nucleotides. RefSeq lists its product as uncharacterized. The transcript has 2 exons. NCBI's taxonomy places the organism in Eukaryota, Viridiplantae, Streptophyta, Magnoliopsida, Proteales, Proteaceae. Bases 215 to 529 code for a protein of 104 amino acids. The record is from RefSeq and is a predicted model, not a curated record.
UUAUUUCCCAAACCCUAUAAUUCUCCUUAUAACCAAACCGAGCCUAAGUAUUGAACACUAACAUUUCUCCAACAUAUAUGAAAAAAUAAAAACACAAGCCCAGGAAAUAAAGCCCAGUAGAGAUGCUAAGCCCAUCUAGGAUAGAUGAUGCGAGGCGAAGAAAAUAAGCGGCGGCUGGAGCCUUUGCAGGAGAGAAGGAGAAGAAGAUCUGGAAAUGGGGAAUUCAGAAUUUGGGAUUGUUUCUGAGGAGGGGGAAAAGGUUGGGAAUGGUGAUGGUGGUGGUUAUUGGUGGGGGAUCGCAAGCUCGACCCAGCUGGCGGCAGCAGUGGCUUCUUACCGAAAGGGUUACGGCGGAGACUCAUGCUUCAUGCCUUUCAAAGCCUUUGUUGUUGCUUCCCUCUUCGUCGGUGCUGGCGCCACCGCAGUCUUCGGACUCCUCCGCGUCUCCGGCAUCCGAGAGGUGAAAGAUCUGAAGAAAGUAGGCGCAAACAUAAGGAGUGGCCUAGGGGUUCCACCAAGACAAUCCUAAUGUAAGGGUGUCAAUUGGUUCGAUUUUUUGGUUCAGUUUUGAUUGAAUUUAUAUUUUGCAAGAUGGGAUCAAAAUAGACCGGAUAAAAAUCAGUCAAAAUCAAAAUCAUUUUGCAGCAGAUCCUAUUUAUUAGUUUAUAUUCGGUUUUUGUUAUCAAGUUUACAAUGGGAUUUACAUGUGAUUUGUGGUGGUGUUGUUUCACAUUCGAUUUCACUUUUGUACCAUUCAAUUCUAUUUAUAUAUUGUAGAUGUGACUUUAGAGACUUUUUCACAUUCCACAAAAAAGUUAGGGAUUUUGGAUAA